CUCUUCCGUCCCAGUACACUCGGAUUACUAUCUCCAGAUAUCUAUAGCAACUCAAGGGACCAUGACUAUCACAGAAGGUGUAUUUGACUCUUCUCAGUUGCCAGUGGCCCCCAUCGACGACGGAAAGAGGGCAGUAAGUGCUGAAGAUCAAAGUAGUGAUCUCCCACCGUCUUAUAGCCAAGUAGCUUCUUCACCCGAGCCCAUAGGGCGGCGACCCCGAGCUACCAACUAUCUAUACAUCUCGGAACAGUACAAUUCUCUCAAGGGUUCCUAUGCCAUUGACCCCUCCAUGUCCAUCCCCGUGUCCGUCUUGCCCAAGCUCGAAGAUGGUGAGACGGAGAUGGACCGCAGGAAUCUGCGGCUGCGGGCAGAGCACGGUAGCGUCACUGCGGCUAUCCUGCUUCUGCCGCCACAGGGAGAUGAAUCAGACGACGUCAAGCGGAACCGCACGCUACUGGAAGCCUCGUCUGAACAUGGCACCGUCAACAUUCGCGUGAGGACUGCAGAUGCCGUUCCGCCGUUCCAUCUCAAGGUGCGAUCGCCGCAUGGAUCGUUGACGGUCGAGAUUCCGCGGUCGUUCCACGGCUUUCUUAGGCUCAAGAAGGAGCACAGCUCCAUCAAGCUCUCCGACGAGCUUGCCUCGGAAAGCACCCAGCUGAGUGUCGUCGAUGGCGUCAGCAUGUGGUUCGUCGGCGACUUUUCGUUGUUCAAGGGAGAGUGGGAGGGCGAUGAAGUUGAAGCGGACACGACGCACGGGAGGAUCACCGUCCGGUAUGCAGACGAGCAGGCGGGGGCCUCGAGGCCUGGGUUCUUCGGUCGGCUUCUUGGGUUGUAGGAGUCGUAUCGCUGCGGCGAGAUGUCUGAUCUUUCUAUUUUACUCGCUUUGCAGGGUGUAGUGUGAUACUCUUCUAUCCUGUGUACGCAAUGGAAUCAGAUUUUGUCAAGGAAUUCAACG
Coniophora puteana RWD-64-598 SS2 is the source of this 955-nucleotide messenger RNA. RefSeq lists its product as uncharacterized. NCBI's taxonomy places the organism in Eukaryota, Fungi, Basidiomycota, Agaricomycetes, Boletales, Coniophoraceae. The record is from RefSeq and is a predicted model, not a curated record. The coding region runs from base 62 to 835 and encodes 257 amino acids. The transcript is spliced from 3 exons.